GAUCGACUUGCUUACUGGCAAUUGAUCGGACACUAGCCACACCCACAUUUAUAUUGUUAUGAUUUUUUAAAUUAGGUUAUGAGUGUAUAAUAAUCUUAUUUUACAUUAAGUAUAUUUACUGCAUACCAAUUAUUUCAAGUAUUUUAGUAGUUCUUUAAACAUGGCACAAAUAAGUCGACUUCUUGGUGGUCUGUUUAUCAUCAGCGGAAAAUCCCGGUUUGUGCUGUGCGAAACAGGAAAAACGGUACAAAGAACAAUGGCAACAGAGGUUCCUACGGAAUACGAUAUAGUUAUAGUGGGUGGAGGGAUUGUUGGGGCAGCGUCUGCACGAGAAUUAAAAUGUCGGCAUCCAGAUUUAAAAAUGGCUAUUGUAGAAAAAGAGAAUCAAUUGGCAAAACAUCAAACUGGCCAUAAUAGUGGGGUUAUUCAUGCUGGAAUUUAUUAUAAACCAGGAUCACUUAAAGCCAAACUGUGUGUAGAAGGCAUGAAGUUAAUGUACCAAUAUUGUGAUGAGAAAAACAUUCCAUACAAAAAAGUAGGGAAGCUCAUAGUGGCUACAAAUCAGGUAGAAAUUGAACGGCUUCAUGACUUGUAUAACAGAGCUACACAAAAUAAAGUACCCGAUAUAAAGCUUAUUAAAGGAGUCGAUGCAAUUAAAAAGAUAGAACCAUUUUGUGUGGGGCUAGAGGCCAUUUGGUCUCCACAUACUGGAAUUAUUGACUAUAGUUUGGUGACCAGCAAUUUUGGGAAAGAUUUUAAACAAGAAGGAGGACAAAUACAUCUCAAUUUUGAGGUUAGUAGUUUUAAAACGUCAGAAGAUAAAUUAUAUCCCGUAAUAAUUCAGUCCAAAGAUGGACGAUGCGUUAAGAGCAAAUAUGUUCUUACCUGCGGGGGUCUUCAGUCAGACAAACUAGCUGAAAUGUCAGGUUGUCCACGAAAUCCAAGAAUAGUGCCAUUUAGGGGUGAAUACUUAUUACUCAACCCUAAGAAGACCCAUAUGGUGAAGGGCAAUAUUUAUCCUGUACCAGAUCCAAGCUUCCCAUUUUUGGGAGUGCAUUUUACUCCUAGAAUGGAUGGUAGUGUUUGGUUAGGACCAAAUGCUGUACCUGCCAUGAAACGAGAAGGAUAUACGUGGGCCGAUAUAAACCUCUUUGAAUUAUACGAUGCAGUAACUUACAUCGGAUUUAUAAAGCUUUCAUUUAAAUACCUUCUUGCUGGUACGGAGGAAGUACUGAAAUCAGCCUUUCCUUCAUUACAAGUAAAACAUUUGCAAAAAUUUAUCCCUGAAAUAACCCGGAAUGACGUUAAAAGAGGACCCGCAGGAGUCAGGGCUCAGGCGUUAGAUCGUGACGGUAAUCUGAUUGAAGACUUUGUUUUUGAUAUGUACAAAGGCAAUAAGGAUUCUAGUUCCAUUGGAAGCAGAAUACUUCACUGCCGAAAUGCGCCUAGUCCAGGUGCUACGAGUUCCUUAGCCAUCGCCAAAAUGAUGGCUGAUAAAAUUGAAGAAGAAUUUAAAAUUUAAGUCUUUAGAGAAGCAAUGUCAUAAGUUCAAAUUUUAAAAAUAUUUAAGAAACACAUUUGAAAUGUAUGAGACUAUGUUAAGCUUAAACUGAUGGUAAUAAUAAUUAUUUUCUCACA
This is a messenger RNA of Anthonomus grandis grandis, 1638 nucleotides long. Its product is annotated as L-2-hydroxyglutarate dehydrogenase, mitochondrial. The transcript is spliced from 8 exons. Bases 161 to 1522 code for a protein of 453 amino acids. Lineage: Eukaryota; Metazoa; Arthropoda; Insecta; Coleoptera; Curculionidae. The record is from RefSeq and is a predicted model, not a curated record. Gene Ontology annotation, molecular function: (S)-2-hydroxy-acid oxidase activity; (S)-2-hydroxyglutarate dehydrogenase activity.